CCACACCCGCACAGCCUCUUGCUCUUCUUCCCCUUCCACUGCCCCCUCGCAAAAAUUCAAAAAAAAAAAAAAAAAAAAACUUGCGCUCUCACACCGAUCCGCUCCAACGAAGCCGCCGCCACCUCCCCAGCCGAACCCAUGGCUUCCUUCAAGGAGACUCACCGCGCCGAGCUCCGAGCCGCCGCCCGCCAGCUCGGCGAGCGCUGCCUCUACUCCGCCGCCAAAUGGGCGGCUGAGCUGCUCGUCGGCGUCGAGAAGGACGCUACCCCGGCCCCAUCGGCCGCGAUGGACUCCCCUUCCUCGUCGUCCGCGGCCUCUGGCGGGCGGCUGCUGCACCUGCACCGCAGCGGGGGGUCCAGCUUCCGCCACCGCCCUCGCCCCGGCGGCGGCAGCAGCUCCGAGGCUCGGACCCCGAUCGGCGGUGUGUCGUACGUUAGCACACCCAUCCCGGACGACGACGCGUUCGAUUCGGGGGGUGACAAGUACCUGCUCGCCAAGACCUACUUCGACUGCCGCGAGUACCGCCGCGCCGCGCACGUGCUGCAAAAUCAGGUCGGGCGCAAGGCCGUGUUCCUGCGACGCUACGCUCUCUAUAUGGCCGGAGAGAAGCGGAAAGAGGAGGAGAUGAUAGAGCUUGAAGGAUCUCUAGGCAAGAGUAAUGCUGUUAAUCAGGAACUAGUAGAAUUGGAGAAGGAGCUCUCAACACAUCGGAGAACUGGCUCUAUUGAUUCAUUUGGUCUCUACUUGUAUGGCAUCAUUCUACGUGAUAAAGGAUGUGAAGAUCUAGCUAGAGCGAUUUUGGUGGAAUCUGUCAACAGCUACCCUUGGAACUGGAGUGCUUGGUCAGAGUUACAAUCGUUAUGCACCGGCAGUGACAUUCUGAACAACUUAAAUCUCAAGAAUCACUGGAUGAAAGACUUCUUCCUCGCUAGUGCAUACCUGGAACUAAAGAUGCAUGAAGAAGCUCUGAAAAUAUAUGAGCGCUUAAUGGGGGUUUUCUGCUGCAGUGGCUACAUUCAGGCUCAAAUAGCAACAGUGCAGUAUAACAUGAGGGACCUAGAUGAAGCUGAGAUGAUUUUUGAAGAACUGCUCAGGAGUGAUCCUUUUCGUGUGGAUUCUAUGGAUAUUUACUCAAAUUUACUAUAUGCGAAAGAAAGCUUGACUGCUUUGAGUUUCCUCGCACACAGAGUAUUUUUGACAGAUAAAUACCGCCCAGAAUCUUGCUGCAUAAUUGCUAAUUACUACAGUCUGAAAGGGCAGCAUGAGAAAUCAGUUUUAUACUUUCAAAGGGCACUGAAGCUUAACCGAAAGUACCUCUCAGCUUGGACUCUUAUGGGACAUGAGUUUGUUGAACUGAAAAAUACUCCUGCCGCAAUUGAUGCCUACAGGAGAGCUGUUGAUAUUAAUCCUAGAGAUUACCGUGCUUGGUAUGGUCUUGGUCAGAUCUAUGAGAUGAUGGAAAUGCCUUUUUAUGCACUUUAUUACUUCCGAAAAUCAUCGCACUUGCAACCUAAUGACGCUCGUCUCUGGAUUGCCAUGGCUCAGUGCUACGAAAGUGAGCCACUACAAAUGAUUGAAGAAGCCAUUAAGUGCUAUGAGAGGGCUGCCAACAGCAAUGACACUGAAGGAAUAGCACUUCACCAACUAGCAAAGCUACAUGGCAUGCUGGGGAAAUCUGAGGAAGCUGCGUUUUACUAUAAGAAGGAUUUAGAGAGAAUGGAGGUUGAGGAAAGGCAAGGCAAGAGUUUUGUUGAGGCUCUGCUUUUCCUUGCUAAGCAUUGCAGGAGCAUAGGCAGGUUCGAGGAAGCAGAGCACUAUUGUACAAGGCUCUUGGAUUACACUGGCCCGGAAAAGGAGACUGCUAAAAAUAUAUUACAAGGGCUAAAAAGAGCACAGGCGGGGUUUCCAUCAAUGGAUAUUGAUCAUUUUGCAUUGUAAAGUUGACCUGCAGAUAAGUUAUUUGGUUGGGAAAUUUGGACGAGCAGUGUAAAUGUACAAGAGAGAAAGGUGGCUUGCUUUACUAUUUCUAUCUUGCAUGCAGCACGUAACAAUACAUCAAGAUAACAGUUGUGAGAGAAGAAGAAUUGGGAGCUGGUCAUUACUCACCCAACAUAAGACUAAGGGAAACAGCUCUAGUGAGGGUUGCCCACCUGAUGAAACUAGUGCCAUCGCAUAUCUCCAGCGGGGUUACUUCAAGCUUCACAGCGUGAUGCUCAUUGUCUGUAUCCUUGCUAUGCGACUCCAUACUGCUGGAGAUGAUGACCUCAUGCGCAUGAUGCUUGCUUCUAGUUGCUGGAGCUUGGCAACAAGGAGAACUAGGUGCCUGCAUGGUGCGAAGACGAGCGUCAUUGGAAUCAUCCAGAUCCCUAAUUUAAGUAUCAGCAUAGCUGCCUGGUUUUUGUGAGGCUUCUGGGUUUUCUUCACCAGGCAGCUCGUGUUUGUGUUCCCCCCAUGGUUGCUUGCAUAUAUAAGCUUCUUUGGAAGGCUUGUCUUAUCUGCAUGCUAAAUUAUUGCUUAUCAUCACAGUAGUCACUGUUUGGCAUUCUACAAAAUUAAUAAUUCCGAUUUUUUAUUUUAUUUGUAGACAGUAGGGGUAGGGCAACGAUGUACUUUGGAUUUCAGCAAGGGUAAUAUCGGUAACCCCACAUGAUGUAACUAAUGGAAUAAAUCGAUCUGUUUCGUGAUGAUGCGUGAUGCAAGUUGAUCUUCAGCCUAAAAGAUCAACAUGUAGAUGUGGGAUCUUUACUGUACUUUCCAUUGAACUUUUUUGAGAAGAUUGAUACUUCACCUAU
This is a messenger RNA of Phragmites australis (common reed), 2792 nucleotides long. Its product is annotated as anaphase-promoting complex subunit 8-like. The record is from RefSeq and is a predicted model, not a curated record. Gene Ontology annotation, molecular function: protein binding. The transcript has 4 exons. Gene Ontology annotation, biological process: cell division. Gene Ontology annotation, cellular component: anaphase-promoting complex. The coding region runs from base 139 to 1938 and encodes 599 amino acids. Lineage: Eukaryota; Viridiplantae; Streptophyta; Magnoliopsida; Poales; Poaceae.